CAGUAUUCCUUGGCUUUCCAACCUGUUUCAGUUGUGGAAAAGGAGCCUGAGAAAGAGAUUUUUCUCUGGGUGGCUUCUGGGAUAUAGGGGUUGAGUCCUGACUGGGAUGUUGUAUGGCUGCAGUGGUCAGUGAGAGAGCGCCAAAGUGACAGGAAGAAUCAAGGGACUAUCUUGAGGGAUGAUGGAGUCGCAGUAUCUCUGGAGGGUGUAGGAUUUAUUUGAUGCAGAAGUAAAGACAGUGGAAUUACUUUCCAGAUUUAUCUGGGCCUCGCAGUUGGGACUUUUGGGGGGAUUUUUAAAAGAAAAAGGAAGCACAGGGAGAGUCCACAGAUGCCUUCUCAGUGGCAGUUCCCCUAGCGACUUCCCCCUCCUCUCGUCCUGGCCAGCUUUCACUCCAGGUCGCCACCCCGAGCAGAGUCCAGACGCAGGCGCAGCCUCCUAGGCUACGGAUUUGGCCCGGGACGGGAAAGCGCAGCUGCAGCUUUACUGGCUGAGUUCCUGUGAGGACGGGGCGGACCGGGGCGUGUUUGAUUGAUCCGCAGGGCAAGACUUGGAGCCACCACUCUCGAGGCCCUCCCAGCAGACGCCCAGAGCAGGUCCAGCUCUUCAAGCCUUCCUCCCUGAUCCAGUGAAGCCUUACUGACUGACACAGUUGCUGGCUCAGAGCAAGCCCAAUGGGGUCCUCUUCCUUCUUCCAACCCUGAGAAAAAUGUUGGAUCCUGAGCAUCUCACCAGGUUUCAGCCACAGUCACAGUAGCAAAGAUUGAAAAGAAAUGCUUAGAAAUAAAGCUUUCAGUCUUGGAUACAUAUCAUGGGUAUUGGGAAGUCUAAAACACACACCUUCCCUCUUUGCUUCUCUUGGGGUAAAAGUCACAGUGUGGAUACAAGUCAAGGCCAUCUCGAGUCUGAGUCCAUGAAACCUGAAGUGGUCUCCUUGUGUGAUGUUUUGGAGCAAAGCCUUACAACAGAGGAACAGACAGGAGAGCAAGAGGGAGCAGAGGUGGAAAAAGAGAUUCCUGAAGGGGAAGUGGAAGAAGAAGUGUUCCUCAAAUUUGUGAUACUGCAUGCAGAAGAUGAUACAGAGGAAGCCCUGAGAGUCCAGGAGCUGUUACAGGAUGACUUCGGUGUCAAGCCCGGGAUAAUCUUUGCUGAAAUGCCAGGCGGCAGGCAGCAUUUGCAAAAUUUAGAUGACGCCGUGAAUGGGUCUGCAUGGACAAUCUUAUUACUUACCGAAAACUUCUUGAGAGAUACUUGGUGUAAUUUCCAGUUCUACACAUCCCUCAUGAAUUCUGUGAACAGGCAACACAAGUACAACUCUGUUAUACCCAUGCGGCCCCUGAACAAACCCCUUCCCAGAGAAAGGACUCCCUUCGCUCUACAAACCAUCAAUGCCUUGGAAGAGGAAAGUCAUGGCUUUUCUACACAGGUAGAAAGAAUUUUUCAGGACUCCGUGUAUAAGACACAACAAACUAUAUGGAAAGAAACAAGGAAUAUGGUCCAAAGGCAAUUUAUUGCCUGAGAUGAAGUGUACAACACAUGGCUCUGGCUUCUGUUUUGUAAGCCAUAUAAAUCAUUAAUCUGGUAGAAAGCAGUUUCUAAGAAAUGUCUGAAUGAAAAUGAGCUCACUCUUACAGAAACUGAUGGAGCACAGGAAAGAUACAUUUCUGCUGGACAAUCUAUAGAACUGUGAUAACGUGCAGUGUUUCAGUAAACUCGAGAUUGUUGGAGGUUCAACUUUCCUCUCAUGGUUUCCUAGUUCAUGGCUGUGGCAAAGGAUGUUCUCACUUCAUGUUCCUUGUACUGAAUUUUGAACAAGAAUGAGUAUGACAGACCUUUAAAAAUGUGAUUAGUUUUUUUUUCUCAAAGAAACAAAGAAGAAAUGGCCCCAAAAGGUCUUACCACCCUCUCUCUUGAGGCAGCUCUUGUGACUGUUGUAACAAAGUAUUCCAGGGCCGGGGAUUUAGCUCAGUGGUUCAGUGGCCUGCCUGGCAAGUGUAAGGACCCGAGUUCAACGAUACCAAAAAAAAAGUAUUCCAGAAACUGUCACCCAGAAAUAUAUAUUGCUAAAAGAGAACAUUUAGAACAAUGAUGAAGUGAAAUCAGAAGUAGAUGUGAGAAGGGUGGUGCUUUUUAAAAGAAUCUAGUCAAAUAUAUUUUCUGCUGGAAUUUGCAUUUUGGAAGGAGCUCCUGCUCGUUAACAGCCUUUGAUCAUAUUGUAGUUUUGAACUCAUGGACUGGUGGGACUCUGUAGCAGGUAACUAGGGAGGCUGUGUGUGCCCCAGUUUGAAGCUCUCCAUGUUAGACAUCGUCUGUGACCAAGGUUUUCUUGUCAGAGCUUCUGAGAAGGGUAGGUUGUGUGUGAUUAGCCAUAUGUUCUCCUUUAAAAUCAGUAACUUUUCUUACAGCCUUUAAAAAGUUUCUCUCACACAUAGUGCUUUACUCGAAAAAUAUCUUUCUUCUACGGUCCUGUGUGCACGUAUGCACUUGUGUGUGCAUGUUGUGGAUUAUUUUUGAAGACCUGCAGUAGAAGAAAAAGAUGUAUUUUAUCACCUCCUCUUCUAGUGCUCUAGGCUCAUAACAAUCCAGACGGGUCCCAGACAUACCUAUUUCUUUCUCUCAUAGCCCUUCUGCCCAUCUGAGAUUGAGGAAGUGCCAUCAAGCACGGAUCCCGGACAGGGCAGAGAAGUCAUGUCAUGUAAUGAGAAAAGCACCCGCCAGGGGGCAGGAGACCUGAUUCUAGUCCAAUCUCUGCCGAGGGGAAUAAAUGUGAUAUUGUGUGAGCUUCUUGCUCUCCUUCAUCUGUGAAAGAGUUGGACUGGAUGUGAAAAGCUGGGAACCAGCAAAGGGAACAAGCAAAGGGAUAUAAUUUUAUAAGGUGAUAUAUAAUAGCUGCAGAAGGCUUUAUAUAUGCUUACAAUGAAAGAAUGUUUUUGUGUAAAAACAAUUUUAAUGUUGUCUAUUAUAUUUUUACAGUCAUAGUAAAGACUGCACAUGUUUACUCAGUUUUUUAAAAUAUACUUUUUAUGGAGACCGUCAAGAAAAGACAUUCUUUAUAAUUUUUCUUUCGUCUUAUCCCUACCUUUCUGAGUCGGUCCUAGUGCCGGGAUCUGGUCAUAUCUUUUCUUUCAUUCACAUCAAACUAGAAUGUUUAUGGUUAUGUGUGCAACUCAGUCAGACCUCCUGUUCUGUAACACUGUUGGAGGAGAAGAUUAUUUUCAUCACCUGGAAACAUUUUCUUAACCGUAGCAUCCUUCUUUGUCCUAGUAGCUUACUACUCAGAUUCUGUCUCAGUUUUAGUAUUCAUUUUUUUGCUGUAAUGCUUCCUGUAUCUCAAAUUUCAUGUAAUAAUAAAAACAUUAACAACCCACUCUUCAUGCUUGCCAAA
Fukomys damarensis (Damara mole-rat) is the source of this 3385-nucleotide messenger RNA. RefSeq names its product TIR domain-containing adapter molecule 2. The record is from RefSeq and is a predicted model, not a curated record. Gene Ontology annotation, molecular function: protein kinase binding. Gene Ontology annotation, biological process: positive regulation of natural killer cell activation; TRIF-dependent toll-like receptor signaling pathway; positive regulation of cytokine production involved in inflammatory response. Lineage: Eukaryota; Metazoa; Chordata; Mammalia; Rodentia; Bathyergidae. The transcript has 3 exons. The coding region runs from base 812 to 1519 and encodes 235 amino acids.